ACUCGUAGCUCAGGGCAACAAUCCUCAUAAUAUGUUCAUACUAAUGCAAGAGCGGGUGACUUUAAAUUCGAAGCUGGAGUUUUUAGAAAUUACAUUUGGAAAUGUUGGGAUGAUGAGACAAUGACUAAAUGUUUUAAAUGAUUCGCGGUUCUCACACUAGCAUAUAUAUCAAUAGUCGCCCACGAAGUGGACACACAGUUCAGUGCGAAAGGGCUCGCUAUUCUGCUCGCCCUGCUAAGCUUCCUGGCAGCUAAUAUGGUGUUUACUGUUGCAUUCGUCGUUGGAGCACAUAAGAAAAACUACAAACUACUCCGGCUAUACUACUCCUUCAGCAUAUUCGCUCUGGUCGUUGUGAUGAUGGGCUACUUCAUAUUCAUCACUCUGCAAGUGGCACUGACGCUCCAGGACGAAGAGAAAUACAUUCUAGGCUUCCCGUUGAUAGCUGUCAAUAUUUCUACAGUCACUAGUAUAUUUCUCGACCUAUACUUCCUAAUCCUCAUCAAAAUAGAGAUUUUAAGACAAAGAAACCAAACAGCCUACUACGUGAACGGUUCACGGAGAGAAACUAGCUUCGUCCUUGACGUUUCCAUGGCGAAAGAGCAGGACAGGAAAUGCACAGCCAGCUACUACUCUGACUCUGAUUCUGAUGAAGAUGCUCAGAAGAAGAGGAUGUUUCCGGUACAUGAAUUGGAGAUAUUGAAAAGGGAUUUAGAAAAUAAAAGAAUAUGAAUAUAAAUAUUUUUGAAGUGUAAAAAAUAAAAAGGGUUACAUUCUC
Leguminivora glycinivorella is the source of this 775-nucleotide messenger RNA. RefSeq lists its product as uncharacterized. Lineage: Eukaryota; Metazoa; Arthropoda; Insecta; Lepidoptera; Tortricidae. The record is from RefSeq and is a predicted model, not a curated record. The transcript has 6 exons. The coding region runs from base 256 to 729 and encodes 157 amino acids.